Messenger RNA from Moneuplotes crassus, 322 nucleotides. Lineage: Eukaryota; Ciliophora; Spirotrichea; Euplotida; Euplotidae. The record is from the annotation of a GenBank genome assembly.
UAAUAUUCUCAGAAUGAGGAACAACUACCUAGUUUUGCUAAUCAUUUCGAUUUUGCUUCUACAAGCAUGCAAUGGUGAGAAUGUAGAUGCACCUAUUGAAAAGUCUAGUUGGCAACUUUCAGGCACAGUUGGAUGCAUCAGAUUUGCAUGGAACUUUGGAUACUUCGUAUAUAACCUAUUCGUGGCAAUUUUCUUCAAGGACUUCCACCUUUUAGCCGAAGACAUUCUGAGAAUUCCUGGCUUAGCCCAGAUGCUAUUCAGAGACUGCCUCAGAGAAUAAUAACAAGUUGUAAUUUAACUUCCUUAAAACUGUACAUAAAAG